AUGUGUCCUGCAGCUCGAACAUCAGAGAAGGUGGGUGUGUUGGUGGUGGGGGCUGGGCCAACUGGUCUUGGAGCAGCAACUCGCCUUCAUCAGCAUGGCCUGCGGGACUGGCUGCUGAUCGACCAGGCAGAUGAGGCUGGAGGGCUAGCAUGCACCGACGAGACCCCAGAGGGCUUCCUGUUCGACAUGGGCGGCCACGUGAUCUUCAGCCACUACCAGUACUUUGACGAGCUGCUGGACACAGCUGUGGGCUCUGGGGAAGAAUUCUGGAACACGCUGCAACGCGUCAGCUAUGUGUGGAUCAAGGACCGCUGGGUCGCCUACCCCUUCCAGAACAAUAUCAGCGCCCUCCCCCAGGAAGACCAGAUACGGUGUUUAGUGGGUGUGGCGGAGGCGAAGGUGGCCAACGCGGUGGCGCAGGGCAAGCCCAAGGACUUUGACGAGUGGAUCCUGCGCGUCAUGGGCACCGGCAUCGCCGACCUCUUCAUGCGCCCCUACAACUUCAAGGUGUGGGCGUACCCGACGACGGCGAUGCAGUGCGAGUGGCUGGGCGAGCGGGUGGCGACGGUCGACGCGACGCGUGCAAUCACAUCAGUCAUCCAGGGCAAGGAGGACGCCGGCUGGGGGCCCAACGCCGUCUUCAGGUUCCCCCUCGAGGGCGGCACUGGCGCCAUCUGGAAGGCCGUCGCUCGCCUGCUGCCCAAGGACAAGCAGAGGUACGGCGAAGGCUACGCGGUUGUGAGCCUGGACAAGGAGGCCAAGGUGGCGAAGCUGGCCAAUGGGCAGAGCAUCCAGUAUGACGCGCUCAUCUCGACCAUCCCCCUGGACAUCACCCUUCGCUGGCUGGGGCAGCCCAAGUGGGCCGACACCCUCUCGCACAGCUCGUCGCACAUCAUCGGGCUUGGGAUCCGCGGCAGCUGCCCGCACGGCCUCAAGUGCUGGCUGUACUUCCCCGAGGACAACUGCCCCUUCUACCGCACCACCGUCUUCUCCCACUACGCCCCUAAGAAUUGCCCCGCCCCCGACACCCGCCUCCCCACCCUCUGCCUGGGGGAUGGGACGGAGACACAGGGCGAGGAGGCGCAGGAGGGUCCCUACUGGUCGCUGAUGUUCGAGGUGAGCGAGAGCGAGCUCAAGCCGGUCAACAACGCCACUGAGAGCUUUGCCGGCGGCUCGUGGGCAGGAGUGGUGCGCGAGUGCGUGGCCGGCGCCCUGGCCACCAAGCUCAUCAGCGCGGAGGACCAGAUCGUGUCCCUCUAUCACAGGCGCGCCACAGCACCUCUUCCCUUGCGGCUGGAGCACGGGUAUCCGACGCCUAGCCUGGAGCGGGACGGAGCGGUGGCUCAGGCGCUGCCGUGGCUGCGGGACAGCGGAAUCUGGAGCCGCGGCCGAUUUGGCAGCUACAAGUACGAGGUGGGCAAUCAGGACCACUCCCUCAUGCUCGGCGUGGAGGCCGCAGACAACGUCCUCUUCGGCGCCAAGGAGCUGACGCUCAACCACCCCAACAUUGUCAACGCCAAGAAGAACACCGAGCUCACCUACAGCGCCCCCACCUUCCUGUCAAGCCACACCUGA
Messenger RNA from Coccomyxa subellipsoidea C-169, 1575 nucleotides. Its product is annotated as FAD/NAD(P)-binding domain-containing protein. NCBI's taxonomy places the organism in Eukaryota, Viridiplantae, Chlorophyta, Trebouxiophyceae, Coccomyxaceae. The record is from RefSeq and is a predicted model, not a curated record. The coding region runs from base 1 to 1575 and encodes 524 amino acids. Gene Ontology annotation, molecular function: oxidoreductase activity. The transcript is spliced from 10 exons.